AUGCUGCAAUCCAAACUUAGACCCUUCGUCUGUUGGCAAUGUGUCGCUCGCGGCGCCUCCAACAGCCUCUCCCCCACUGGAAGUUCUUUGCGCCGGCCCGCCGUUGGCAAAACUCUUGCCUCUUGGAGGAACUUCUCGACCAGCUCCUCUUACAAACGUCAUUCACUAGCCUCGCUUUUGAGCCAAAUUGAAAACGACAAAUCAAAAUCAAACACCGAAGAUGCUCAUCGCCUCGUUGACUCACUGCCCGAGGGUGAAAUACCCGAAUGGCUCCCUACGCGCGAACGGUUAAGAGCUUGGGACGCCGCAAAUCCUCAAGGCCAAAUAAUGUCGGUUCACGACAUCCUCAUGCCAUCAAACAAACAAGACACCGUGAACAGCACAUCCCUGGCCAGGUCUAGCCAGCUAGACAAAAUGGAUCCAGACAUGGAAGAAGAUGCCGAUCAGGCUCAUGACCGUCCUCAACUCGGCGAAGACUUUCAGGCCCACUCCGUAUCCAUAAACCCCGGUGACCUCAUCGAGGCCCGGGAGGGAUCCUCAAGGGUUCCGCUACUGGCUGUGUUCAUCUGCCAGCGCGGAGGACUGCAAUACUUUUACUGCAGCGACGGCAGUGUCUACGUACGCGUCAGGCCCAAGACGAACUUUGUGGCUCCUGGGUUUGCUACCGAGGCCGAGAUGGCCCCCAUCAAAGAUCAACUGCCUCCAUCAGGCAUGCCACUACCGAUGAUCUUGGAUUGGAUGAAGUCGGGUAGCGAAGGACCAUCUCGCGAAGAUGGCCAGGCCCUGCUCAACAAGAUGUUCCAGUUUGUGCGGGAUGCAGAUCUUGUGUUGCAAGAAAACCAUCACAAACUGGACGACCCAUAUCCUAUCCUUGCUAAGCGAGGUCUCGAAUACGUUACUGCUCACGAGGCCGCGGAGCACCUCUUGAGUGAAAAAGCCAGGGGUUCUGAUGGCAGUUUCUCUGAUGUCGCCAUCUAUGCCGUCCAGCGGGCAAUGAAAAAUUGCGAGAUUGGGAUUCGUGUCUUCGAGAGCGCUGUUUUCGAUCUGAAGAGCUGUAUCUUUGAGGUUCUUCCACCAGAUGAGAUGGAAUGUAUCAAGGCCGUUGAAAAGAUGGUCCGCGAGCUUUAUGCCGAUCCAUUGGCUCUACGGGACGAUAUGAAAGCCCUGGAGCGACUGAGCGGACAUAGGCUCGGCCGUUUCAUCAUCGGGGCACGACAGCAAAUCGAUCGGCAUCGCACCGAGCGCCAUUUCAAGGACGAAUGGCCCGUGAUAGGACUAGAUCAGCGCCAACACCACAAGGAGGAUCUGAGAGCAGAGCCUUGGCUCUCGCCUAAGGACCAGCAAAUAAUGAGGUUUUUGCACCUGUGGGCGGCCAAAAACGUUUUCCCUCCUGAUUCCAGGGCAAAUGUGUUUGGUUCCCAGAUUCUCCGGGCCAUUGGUCGCUACGACAACUCGGAAUUCUUAGGCAAGGCUACUGGCUGGCUGUUCCUGCAAGAAGUUGGAUGGAUUCUGCCUUGGGAUGUCCAGUCACGGCAUGACAGAGCCGUACCAGGCACGACCCCCGACAGGGCAGGCGGUCUCGUUAAUGACCUAGAUCCGUUGCCCGUACAGGCAUCAGUCCAUGAUCCGUACCCUGGCAGUCGCAAAGACUGGGGCGAGCUAACGGCUUUCGCAAUAGACAAUGCCCAAACAGAAGACAUUGAUGAUGCUAUCUCUGUCGAACGUACCUCGACUGCUGGUCAGUAUUGGAUACAUGUGCACGUUGCAGACGUUAGCUCAGUUAUCCGGCCCAACACUGCGCAUGCCAAAUACGCAGAGAGGAUGAGCGAAACCCAUUACUUGCCUGGCCACUUCACACGCCUGUUUCCCGACUUGGGCAUAUUACACAAUCUCUCGCUCGCCCCCGGUAGUCGGGCGCUCACCUUUAGUGGUCUUGUCAACGAACAAGGAGAACUUCUCGAAUGCAAGAUCACUCCUGGAAUUCUGCGAAACGUUGUCAACAUUGAGCCUGAAGAAGUUCUAAAGAUUUGCCCUGAAACGCCGCAGCCCCAGACGACGACUCCGUCGGUUUUCAGUCUCUGCGUCGGUCAACGGUCCGGCUCGUUCUUUCCGCCCCCCGGUAGAAAGACAAAGUCCGCGGAUGACCUCGGCGCCCACGAGGUUGAAGACUUGAAACUCCUCGGCCGCCUUGCAGCCAGCUAUCACCUUAGGCGCCGUGGAAACCAUGCCACUCCACUUCGGGGUUCUGGUACUGAGAGCACAGUGACCCCUGAGCUCUUCCCGGCCAGCUCGCGAUUUCAACGAGCCCCCGAUGGCACCUUCCGCUCGUCUGGCGAUAUUGCCAUUGAGGUGGCUGUACGGCAUAGUGCUGAUCGAGUCUCCAGUAUGGUUACGAAUUCCAUGAUCCUCGCUGGCGAGAUUGCCGGCCGCUGGUGUGAGGAUCGCGGAAUCCCUGUACCGUAUCGCACCAUGCCCCAGGCGACGAUGAAUAUGGACGUUCUCUCACCUUGGGUCAAGAACCACUUGUAUCCCCUGUUCGAGGCCAAUGGGAGGCCCACGAAAGAAGACGUCGCACUCAUCAGACAGCUCGCCGGUCCCGUCCUACUCUCCACCAAUCCCGGCCUGCAUUUCUGGCUCGGUCUGAACCAUUACGUCAAGGUCACGUCGCCGUUGCGCCGGUAUUUGGACGUCGUCGCCCACUUUCAGAUCCACGCAGCACUGGCUGAAGAGGCCCGCACGGGUAAAACACUUCAGCCACCACGAGAGGGGGAAGAGGAGCACUCCUUCCUGCCAUUCACCCGCGCCGACCUGGCGGCCAAGCUGCCACUUUUAGCGGUGCGGGAGUCCAAGGCCCGCUCGCUAGCGAGGCAUGGUCCGCAUGGACAGAAAGAAUACCUGUAUCAAGCCCUCGCACGUGCCUUUUACUUUAAUGAGGCCCCAUUGCCAUCAACUUUCGAGUUCCACAUUGUUGAAUCAUUAGCGCCUAAGCAUCUCCGUGGCAUGAUCCCGGGGUUGUGGGAACUUUUGGCCGAUCUGCCAUACGAGAACUUGAACGGAGCAGUCAAGUCGCCCUCACAGCUUGUCCAGGGCGAUAUUCUUGAGGUCAAGCUGGCCCGAAUCAACCCCAUCGGUAUUCAGAUGGAGGUCGAGGCUGUCAGGCCGCUGAGAAUUGGCGGUGUGGAUGUAAUAGAGGAGCACGGCAGUUUGGUUGCUGCGGGCGAUGAGGCGACUGGCGAUAGGGGUGCGCAAGCUGUCGCUGGGGAAGCGUCCGUAUGA
Messenger RNA from Pyricularia pennisetigena, 3276 nucleotides. RefSeq lists its product as uncharacterized. The coding region runs from base 1 to 3276 and encodes 1091 amino acids. The transcript has 2 exons. Gene Ontology annotation, molecular function: 3'-5'-RNA exonuclease activity; RNA binding. Gene Ontology annotation, biological process: mRNA catabolic process. Gene Ontology annotation, cellular component: P-body; exosome (RNase complex). Lineage: Eukaryota; Fungi; Ascomycota; Sordariomycetes; Magnaporthales; Pyriculariaceae. The record is from RefSeq and is a predicted model, not a curated record.